UCAGGUCGGACGAACCAGUUUGAGCUAGGGACGUUUAAAGUGACUCCCGCCACAGUAACACUAAUCUUUUUUCAGUGAGGGAGGGAGUUGCGCUCUUAGGAUACAUUUUCAGGGUAACUUUGAACGCGCGUAAUGGCUGAGAAGAUGGACAUGGAGGAAGUGAAGGUGUCCAACGGCGAGCCUCUGGCGAACGGACUGGCCAACCCUAAGAGAGCCAACCCGGAGCCUCUCCCCCAGCGGGUGAAGAGGAUAGUGAUGGCUAACCUGCUGGUGAUUCUCACCGUGGCCGGGGUCAUCAUCGGGGUUUUCAUCGGACUCGGCGUGCGCAACGCGUCGCUCACCAGGACCCAGGUCAUCUACAUCGGCUUCCCCGGUGAGCUGCUAAUCCGGCUGCUGAAGAUGAUCAUCAUCCCCCUGGUUGUGUGCAGUCUGGUGUCCGGGGCGGCCAGCAUUGACCCUAAAGCCCUGGGCAAGCUGGGCGGCUGGGCCAUGCUGUUCUUUCUGGUCACCACGUUAAUAGCGUCCUCCAUCGGGGUGGUGAUGGCGUUCAUCCUAACCCCGGGGUCGGUGUCGAUCACCAAACCCAAAGUACAAGGCAUUGAUGACGAGGUGCCCGCCGCCAAAGAAGUGAUAGACUCCUUCUUAGAUCUGAUCAGAAACAUCUUUCCCUCCAACCUGGUGUCUGCUGCCUUUCAGUCAUAUGCAACCAGCUACAAGCUGGUCACCAGGAAUGGCACAGAUGGAAACCCUAAUAUCACAGUGGAAAAGGUGCCCUUUGGAAUAGACCAGGACGGCAUGAAUAUUCUUGGUCUGGUAGUGUUCGCCAUUGUGUUUGGUGUGGCUUUGAGGAAGCUGGGAGAGGAAGGGGAGAUCCUCAUCAAGUUCUUCAACUCCUUCAACGAGGCCACCAUGGUGCUGGUCUCCUGGAUCAUGUGGUAUGCCCCUCUUGGUAUCAUGUUCCUUGUAGCUGGCAAGAUCGUUGAGAUGGAGGAUGUUGGCACGCUGUUUGCCAGUCUGGGAAAAUAUAUAGCCUGCUGUAUCAUCGGACAUGCCAUCCAUGGCCUUCUUGUGCUGCCGGCCAUCUACUUCAUCAUUACAAGGAAAAACCCAUACACCUUCCUCUGGGGGAUAUUCACAGCCCUGGCAACGGCCUUCGGAACAAGCUCCAGCUCUGCCACUCUGCCCCUGAUGAUGAAGUGUGUGGAGGAAAACAACGGUGUAUCCAAGCACAUCAGUCGCUUCAUCCUCCCCAUCGGAGCGACGGUCAACAUGGAUGGAGCCGCUCUCUUCCAGUGCGUGGCUGCUGUUUUCAUCGCUCAGCUGAACAAUUAUUCCCUCAACUUCAUCCAAGUCAUUACCAUCCUUGUGACAGCUACAGCGUCCAGUGUUGGAGCAGCAGGUAUACCUGCUGGUGGUGUGCUGACCCUAGCCAUUAUCCUAGAGGCAGUAGGACUGCCAACCAAUGACAUCUCUCUCAUCCUGGCUGUUGACUGGCUUGUUGACCGUACCUGCACAGUGCUGAACGUAGAGGGCGACGCCUUUGGAGCCGGACUCUUGCAGUUCUUCGUGGACCGCACGUCCAAACAAGAGGAGGUAGCAGAGCUGAGCGAAGUCAGGCCGGGGGGAGACUCAACAGUCCCUCCCCCCGAGUACUCGCCGCUCAUUGAGAAGCGAGGUAGGAAGGACGAUGCAGAAGGCGCUAUGGCUGUUUUAUCAGAGUCUGUCAUGUAAUCCAGCUGCUGACAUCAACAGUGACCCUCUCACUUAUUUGACACUCCUGCAAACUGAAACCUGAGGUUCGAGCCCCCUUUUCCUUUUUUCUUCUGUCGUGAAGAAAGGAUGACGCACAUGCACGCUAAUCUACAAUGCAAAGAAAAGCGUUCUGUCCUCCACACAAAAAAUUGAGGGGGAAAUUUAAAAUCCUUAUUAUGCACAGUGACUUUUGUUUCCUUUUUUGAGUUACAGUAUUGACUUGAAACAAAUGUUGGCUACAUUUGGUUGGUCCUCAUCACUUUUAAAAGUCAAUUGUAUCAUGUGGCCAAUGUGUGUAAACCAGAUGUUCAUCAGUUUAUCAGGUGAUCAAUAUAUACAUCCACUGGGACAUCAAUAGGCUUGACCAGUGUACAUAGGGUAUGAGUAAUGUCAGAUCUAAUUUUACAAAUAGAAGAAAUUUUACAUUUAUUUAUGAUGGAGAAAUAGAAGUAAGCUGUAUUUCUGUAUCGGCCCACUUUUACCAAUUUUUACACUCAAAGGUUUCACAGAACCUGCAUAAGUGAACACGAGUAUGAAAAUUUGCGAGUUAUUAAGUUGACGAGGACCACCAUACAGUUUGCAGCACCCAGUCUCCAUUAGCAAGAAAACCUUUAUUUUUUAAUUUUUUUUUUUUAUAUAUUCUCCAUUUGGAAUCCGUUACCUUCAAAAUGGUUUUGUUACUGUCACCUUUUUUUUUGUUUUUUUUUUUUGUUGUCUUUUGCAUUCAACUUUGUCAGAACUGAAUCUCUGUACAGAAAUAGGACGACAUAUGUUGUGAAAUGUAUCAUUAUAUGCUUUGAAUAUAUACAUACAUUUGUGUAUUUUGUUAUAUAUGAUCAUGGCCACUUUCAUGCAGAUUUUAUAUAAUGUAUUUAAAUAUAGAUCUUGUAUAUGAUUUGACAUGUGUUAACUAUGUUCUGUAUGUUCUGCAUGAAAACAGCUGUGAUAUGACAAAACACACAAACAGUAUGCAUUUAUUCUUUUUAUAGAUUUUUUUUUUAUUUUUUUAUCAAGGGUUUUUUUAUUAAUCUGUUGUCUGUGGGUACUCAUGCCAAGGAUUCUCUUGCAUACAAUUCCUUUCUCUUGAGAGAAUAGGCUAUAUUUAUGUUCCUUAGCACACCAAAUGAAAAUGAUAUCCUCAACAACGUCCCAAAGCUGAAUGAACUAGUCCUCAAAGACUGUUUUGACUAUGCAUGGACACAGCUUGACCUCCCAUCUCCAGAUGGACCUCAGUUCAGUGGCAGGCAAUGUAACCUCAGGUCUAACUGUAGCUUGAAGACUCCUUCAACUGCUCCUUAAUAUUCCGAGACCAAAAAUCACACUGAUCCGGCAAACGGGAAGCAGACUGUUUGAACUCCUGACACUCCUUUUCAAGGAGAGAUGCUGCUCUGUAGGUCCUAAGAUCUCAGCAAGGUGCAAAUGGGUUUUAUGGCACAGUAUGUGACGAGAAGCACAGUCUGUGUGGUGUGAGUACAUGUGCUAUGUAAGUAAAAGGUCUUUUCACUACAAGGAUGUCUCUACAUGGUCAGAAUAGCAGCAGUGGAAUGCUGGUUUGUUUUGACUGUUAUAGCCUGAACACCUAAAGGACUUCAGUGAAAAUAAGCAAAACCUAUUUUGUGUUUGGCUGGGCCAUAAAAUUAAAGUACUACUUUAUAUGGGCUUGUAUGUCAUCGUUGAUGCCUCGGAUAAUUAUUUGUGAUCAUACAUAUUUAUUUCCCUAAUCAAAAUCCAAAGAAAGUUUUAGCCAAUGUUUUUGAAAUGUUAGUAACUACAAAUGUUUUGUCUUUCUUGCCAGUGUCUUCUUGUAAUAACUGGUUGCUGAUUGCUUUUUUUGUUGUUUAAAAAAAAAAAAAAAAGUUUUGGUCUUAUUUGGGGUGAGAGUCCUAUACUGUGUGUACAGUGUGCUUCCAUUUGGUGAUUUUUCUUUUGCAGUUUGGCAGAGGGCCUUUGGGGAAACGUCAAGAAACCCCAAUAGUUAUACACUCUAUUUUAAAAUCCAACAGACAUUAUGCAACAGAUGCUGUAUCUGUAUGUACAAUCAACAGUACAGGGGCACUAUUGAAUGUUUAUCUCUUCCAUCCAUAUCAUGUUUAAUCGUUGAAGGCUCUACCAAAUGUCUGGGGAAUAUGCUACUCCAUUUUAAAAUAGGAAAUGUAUGAGCAUUUAUGAUCUCUUCAGUUGGUUCCAGUCUGUUUUCCAGGGUAUCCCAAACUGCCGGCCCGGAGGCCAUUUCAAGCCCUCCAUCCAUGAUGUUAAAAAUAUAACAAAAUCCGGCCAUAAUUGUUUUUUGUUUUUUAGUUUCAUAUCAAUUAAUACGAUUCAAAUAAAAACGGUUUUAUUUUUUAUUUCUAUUUUUCUAUUUGAAAAAAUGUAUUUUGUCUGGUGCACAAAUAACAGCAGAGGUCAAAAGGUUGGUAAGCAGAGAGCAGGUUUUGGGCUUUAUUUGUUGUUUGGCUGCAAACAGUAGAGAUUAUUUGAAAUGAUAUAAGAAUGUAUAGAAACUUCUGUUUUAAUUUUUUAGGUACGAUGUUCAGUAAUGGAAAUAUUUUCAGAAUAUUGUGCUUUUCUGUAGUACUUGAACAUUGAAGUGGCUCUCCUAUGAGAUGACAACACGAGCAGUGGCCCCAAGCCAGUUCGAGUUUGAGCCCCCAACUGUUUUCUUUAUCAGCUUUAUUUUGUACUAGUUUUUGCAGUAUUCUCCUCAUUUCUGCAGUCUUAUGGCAUGAGAGUGCUAAAAAAUGUUGCUUCAAACACAGCUCUUGUGCGUCGGUUUCUACUUCAUGCCUUUUUGGUGCAAGGUUGUAAAGAUGUUAAGACAUUAACAUUCCUUUUUGAGAUCUUUCACCAUGUGGAUGUCUGGUUCGAUCAUUGUAUUUGUCAGUAGGUUUAAACAAUAAAGGCCUUUUUUUAUUA
Morone saxatilis (striped sea-bass) is the source of this 4665-nucleotide messenger RNA. It is a transcript of the gene slc1a5, whose product is annotated as solute carrier family 1 member 5. Gene Ontology annotation, biological process: L-aspartate import across plasma membrane. The transcript is spliced from 8 exons. NCBI's taxonomy places the organism in Eukaryota, Metazoa, Chordata, Actinopteri, Moronidae. The record is from RefSeq and is a predicted model, not a curated record. The coding region runs from base 133 to 1731 and encodes 532 amino acids. Gene Ontology annotation, molecular function: neutral L-amino acid transmembrane transporter activity; L-aspartate transmembrane transporter activity; symporter activity. Gene Ontology annotation, cellular component: plasma membrane.